Seriola aureovittata is the source of this 1770-nucleotide messenger RNA. Its product is annotated as sushi, von Willebrand factor type A, EGF and pentraxin domain-containing protein 1-like. The record is from RefSeq and is a predicted model, not a curated record. The coding region runs from base 98 to 1564 and encodes 488 amino acids. NCBI's taxonomy places the organism in Eukaryota, Metazoa, Chordata, Actinopteri, Carangiformes, Carangidae. The transcript has 11 exons.
ACUCUAUAAAUUACUUAAUGUGACCCUGCUGUUGCCACUUGAAGUUUAAUCCGCGACUGAGCUGUUUUCGAACCGAACGACACAGACUACAAACGUGAUGAAUUUCAGGAGGAAUAUUCUGCUUUUCUGGUUUGCUGCGCUUACUUCAGCAAGGGAACGAAAGGAAUGUUCGUCGCCGCCGGAAUAUCAACACGCCAUACUAGUAAAAACAUUUUCCAGCAAACAGAGGUUCGACCAUGGGGAGAAGGUUUAUUACAACUGCCAUGGGGACUUCACUCCAUCCAGUGGCAGCCGAAGUGUGGAGUGUGAUAGAGGACAAUGGACCAAACUGAGUCUGAAAUGCGAAAAGAAAUCAUGUGGCUAUGCCGGGGAUCUGCCAAAUGGUCAGCUGCACUAUGAAGGGAAUUCAUACCUUGGGGAGAAGGUUUAUGCUGAAUGCAACAAGGGGUACACCCUGAAAGGACCAAACUAUAUGAUAUGCAAGAAGUCUGGAUGGACUAGUGAAUUCCCGUCUUGUGAAGAGGGAGAGACCACCUGCUCCAGCCCUCCAGUGGCCAACUCUGUCAAGAGUGGUGAAGUUUCUGUGUACCGAGUGGGAGACAACGUGACCGUCACCUGCGGUCAGGGUUUCCGACUGGAUGGAGCUCAGCAGGUCACCUGUGGCCCUGAUGGCCAGUGGCACCCUCAGCUCCCUCAGUGUCUGCCUUCACCCGAGGAUAAAAAGGAACAGCCGUCCACGGAACAGCCGUCCACCAAGGAACAGCCAUCCACCAAGGAACAGCCAUCCACCAAGGAACAGCCGUCUAACAAAGAACCAAGUGGAUGUGGUGUCCCUCAAACCACCAGCAACUCCAAAGCCACCCUUGCUGACAAGUACAUCACAAAGACAUCUUUUGCUUCUGGUGAAAGAGUUUAUUACACGUGUAAUGUUGGCUACAUUCGAGCUCGUGGCAGCAGAUACCGCAUGUGCAAGGAUGGAGAGUGGACACGACUGUUCCUAAAAUGUAGACCAAAGCCAUGUGGGUCUGCAGGAGAGAUUCUAAAUGGCCAGUUUAUAUAUUCUGGUGUCGUGUUUGGACACACUGCUACAGCUGUCUGCGAUGAGGGGUACAGUCUUGUAGGACGGGCAACCAGAAACUGCAUGCCUGGUGGCUGGGAUGGACGUGUUCCUUUUUGUGAAGUGAUGGUGUGUGAAGAGCCUGAAGUGACAAAUGCUGAGAUGAUAGGCAUUCAAGAGACUUACGCAUACAAGGCUGUACUUCACUAUCACUGUCGUGUGGGAACCCUUAUUGGACAAAUGGAUAUUUCGUGUACCAAGGAUGGGACAUGGAGUGCACCUCCUCCCAAAUGCCAAGAAAUGACCUGUCCACCUCCAAAUGUGCCUAGCGCCUUCUGGAUGAGAGCGUACAAUGACCGCUAUCGAUAUAGGGACACUAUAUCAAUUGAAUGUAAGCCAGGCUACACUAUGAUUGGCCCGAGCAUCAUUACCUGCGAGAAUGAUGGCCGAUGGUCCCCUAGCCUCCCCAAAUGUAGACGCACACCACGACAACACUGGAGGGGCUAAUGAGCUACAACCUGCUUAAACCAUUCAACAGCAGCCAGUGGAUGAUGAUAAAGAUGAUCUCUUAAGCUAACAUAAUCUACCCUCUAAAAGAAAUGCUGCUUUUUUUAAAAGCCACCUUUUCAAUAAUGCACUAAUCAUAAUAUAUUAUUUGCUGAUGAAACUUGUAUGAACUUAUUAUACAGACAUUAAAAUUUGUUUGAAAUGAA